CGUUGAACCAGGAAGCGAGAGGGCGGUGCUAGGCAAAGAUCUGGUGGCUAAAUAAAAUACGCAUCCACCAUGACAGCCAUCAAGCAUGCCCUCCAGCGGGACAUAUUCACACCCAAUGAUGAGCGUCUCCUUGGCAUUGUAAAUGUCUGCAAGGCAGGAAAGAAAAAGAAGAACUGCUUCUUGUGUGCAACUGUCACCACUGAACGACCAGUGCAAGUUAAAGUGGUAAAGGUGAAAAAGUCGGACAAAGGCGACUUUUACAAGCGGCAGCUGACAUGGGAACUACGGGAUUUAACGGAAGUAGAUGCUAAAGAUGCAAGCAAGGAGAACCCAGAGUUUGAUCUUCACUUUGAGAAGAUCUACAAGUGGGUUGCCAGCAGCACGGCUGAAAAAAACUCCUUUAUCUCCUGCAUUUGGAAGCUCAACCAGCGAUACCUUAGGAAGAAAGUGGAGUUUGUAAAUGUUAGUCCUCAACUGCUUGAAGAACUUCCUAAAGCGGAAGAGUCUGUACCGAGUGGUGAGAGUCCCAGCGUUGUUGGUGGAGAUGAGGAUGCUCUGGAUGAUUACCAGGAGCUCAGCGCACGUGAGGAACAAGACAUCGAGAGCAUGAUGGAGAUGUGCGAGUACGCAAUUUCAAACGCUGAGGCCUUUGCCGAGCAGCUUUCCCGGGAGCUGCAGGUUCUGGAUGGGGCAAACAUCCAGUCCAUCAUGGCUUCGGAGAAGCAGGUCAACAUCCUGAUGCAGCUGCUUGAUGAAGCCCUCGGUGAGGUGGACACUAUCGAGGGCAAGCUGAGUAGCUAUGAGGAGAUGCUGCAGAGCGUCAAAGAUCAAAUGGACCAGAUCUCUCAGAGCAACCGCCUCAUUCAAAUCAGUAACACUAACAAUGGAAAGCUGUUGGAUGAGAUUCAGUUUUUAGUGAAUUACAUGGACCUUUCUAAAGGACACAUCAGGGCACUCCAGGAUGGAGAUCUCAGCUCCCCGAAAGGAAUAGAAGCCUGUAUCAACGCAGCUGAAGCUCUUCUACAGUGUAUGAACGUGGCGCUACAACCAGGUCAUGAAAAGUUGAUGGCAGUAAAACAGCAGCAAAACCUGUUCACAGAGCUGAGAGAUACUUUCGCUCGCCGCCUCACCAAUCACCUGAACAAUGUUUUUGUUCACCAGUUCAACCACUUCAGUCACUUCAAAAUGACCAUUCCUCAGUUCUAUAGGUCCUCCUGUCUGUCACUUCCAGGACACGACCAAAGCUCCACGCUGGCGCAGCACACGGCUGAAUUGACACUGCCCAAACACAACCCACUCCACAGAGACCUGCUGCGCUAUGCCAAGCUCAUGGAGUGGCUGAAGACCACCCACAGAGAGAAAUACGAGGGUCUCUCCAGGACUUAUGUUGACUAUAUGAGCAGACUGUAUGAACGGGAAAUCAAAGACUUCUUUGAGGUGGCCAAGGUGAAGAUGGCAGGUACCAGCAAGGAGGCGAAGGGCAAGUUUGCCACGCUUCCGCGGAAAGAGAGUGCACUCAAACAGGAGACAGAAAGCCUACAUGGCAGCUCUGGGAAGCUUACAGGUUCAACUUCAAGUCUGAAUAAGCUGACAGUGCAAGGAUCCAACAGCCGGCGAUCCCAGUCCUCCUCACUGCUGGAUAUGGGCAACAUGUCCGCCUCAGACCUGGACGUGGCUGACAGGACUAAGUUUGAUAAGAUAUUUGAGCAGGUCCUGAGUGAACUGGAGCCCCUAUGUUUGGCUGAACAAGACUUCAUUAGCAAAUUCUUCAAACUGCAGCAGCAUCCUACGGUGGCACCUCCACUGGCCCAGCCUGAAGUGGAAGAAUCAGAUGGAGUCAAUCAAUCACGAAUUCUUCCCCAGACAGAACACCGACAUUCAAUGUCAUCAGACAAGGACAUGGUGCGACUGAUGAUGAUCAAGAUCUUCCAGAGCAUUGAGACUGAGCUCAACAGCCUCAUUGCGUUAGGCGACAAGAUCGACAGUUUCAAUUCUCUCUACAUGUUGGUGAAGAUGAGUCACCACGUGUGGACAGCUGAGAAUGUCGAUCCAGCUUCCUAUCUCAGCACUACUUUAGGAAACGUGCUGGUUACUGUCAAGAGGAACUUUGACAAGUGUAUUUCUGCUCAGAUACGACAAAUGGAGGAGGUCAAAAUCUCGAAGAAGAGCAAAGUUGGGAUUCUACCAUUUGUUGUUAACUUUGAGGAGUUUGCUGAGCUGGCAGAAACUAUAUUUCGAAAUGCAGAGCGACGAGGAGACCUGGACAAAGCUUAUGUCAAACUCAUCAGAGCGGUCUUCAUAAAUGUGGAGAAGGUGGCCAAUGAAAGCCAGAAAACGCCCCGUGACGUUGUGAUGAUGGAGAACUUUCACCACAUCUUCUCCACCUUGUCACGUUUGAAGAUUUCCUGUCUGGAUGCUGAGAGACGAGAGGCCAAGCACAAAUACACUGAUCAUCGGCAGUCUUACGUUAUCAACUCUUUAGGACAGCCUUUAGAGAAACUGAAUCAUUUCUUUGAAGGAGUUGAAGCCCGCGUGGCUCAGGGGGUUCGAGAGGAAGAGGUGAGCUACCAGUUGGCCUUUAACAAGCAAGAGUUGCGCAAAGUUAUCAAAGAGUACCCUGGAAAAGAGGUCAAAAAGGGACUGGAUAACCUGUACAAGAAGGUUGACAAACACCUGUGUGAAGAGGAAAGUUUGCUGCAGGUGGUGUGGCACUCCAUGCAGGACGAGUUCAUUCGUCAGUACAAGCACUUUGAAGAUUUGAUCGGCCGAUGUUACCCAGGGUCCGGCAUCACCAUGGAGUUUACUAUCCAGGACAUGUUGGAGUAUUUCUCCAGUAUCGCUCAGUCGCACUAGUCCUCACAUUUCACUUGUUAACCAUGGUAAGGUUAUCUGGAGAUUUGUAAAGAAGACAUGAAUGCACUUUUGCCUGAUUUUCUCACUCACUUAUCUCUGCUGUUUUUGUAUAUCCACAUCAUUGUGUAAUGCCAUUCAUCUUGAGUAAGUCAAAGAGUUGCCAUCUCAAAUAAAAAAAGUUUGA
This is a messenger RNA of Synchiropus splendidus (mandarinfish), 3037 nucleotides long. RefSeq names its product exocyst complex component 1 (gene exoc1). Lineage: Eukaryota; Metazoa; Chordata; Actinopteri; Syngnathiformes; Callionymidae. Gene Ontology annotation, biological process: Golgi to plasma membrane transport; exocytosis. Bases 70 to 2853 code for a protein of 927 amino acids. The record is from RefSeq and is a predicted model, not a curated record. Gene Ontology annotation, cellular component: plasma membrane; exocyst. Gene Ontology annotation, molecular function: phosphatidylinositol-4,5-bisphosphate binding. The transcript is spliced from 21 exons.